Staurois parvus is the source of this 790-nucleotide messenger RNA. Lineage: Eukaryota; Metazoa; Chordata; Amphibia; Anura; Ranidae. The record is from the annotation of a GenBank genome assembly.
CUCCCACGGCUUCAACUACCAUCUCUAUGCUGAUGACACGCAAAUCUAUCUGUCUACCCUUCACCUCACCCCUUCAGUCUCCACCCGCAUCGCUAGCCUACUAAGUGACAUAUUGGCUUGGAUGUCACUUCGCUUCCUCAAACUCAACCUUUCCAAAACUGAGUUCCUAGUUUUCCCCCCAUCCCGUGCCACCUCCACUGACUUCACCAUAAAUAUCGAUAACACUAUCAUCAGUCCCUCCCCUCAUGCCAGCGUUCUAGGAGUAAUCCUAGACUCCCAUCUGUCCUUCCAGCCCCAGAUCCAAUUGCUGACAAAAUCAUGUAGACUUCACCUCUGCAACAUCUCCAAGGCCUCGACUAUUGCAGCUCCCUCCUCAUUGGCCGACCUCAUUGCAGGCUAUCCCCCCUUCAGUCUAUCAUAAAUGCUGCUGCCAGAUUCAUCCACAUUACUAACCGUUCUGUAUCCGCCACCCCUCUCUGCCAAUCCCUCCACUGGCCUCCACUCAGUGUUCUCAACUCUCUCUGCCAAUCCCUCCACUGGCUUCCCAUUCAGUGUCCUCCACCCCUCUCUGCCAAUCCCUCCACUGGCUUCCCAAUCAGUGUCCUCCACCCCUCUCUGCCAAUCCCUCCACUGGCUUCCCAAUCAGUGUCCUCCACCCUUCUCUGCCAAUCCCUCCACUGGCCUCCACUCAGUGUCCUCCACCCCUCUCUGCCAAUCCCUCCACUGGCCUCCACUCAGUGUGUCCUCCACCCCUCUCUGCCAAUCCCUCCACUGGCUCCCAGUUGCCCAA